This is a messenger RNA of Ricinus communis (castor bean), 1031 nucleotides long. RefSeq lists its product as uncharacterized. NCBI's taxonomy places the organism in Eukaryota, Viridiplantae, Streptophyta, Magnoliopsida, Malpighiales, Euphorbiaceae. The record is from RefSeq and is a predicted model, not a curated record. The transcript has 3 exons. The coding region runs from base 217 to 909 and encodes 230 amino acids.
AUGGAGCCUGACUUUGUGCUGUCCGAUGUGGCAGACAGCCAAUCAAUAUCCCAAAACCAAAACCAACCAAAAAAGAGAAAGAAAACCGACAACUCUUAUAAGUAAUUCCUGCGCAGUUCAACCGCCGCCGUUAAUCCGUUUUUCUAAGCCAUACAUACAUCCUAUCCGAAUCGUCGACAGCACACCAAAAUCUGUUCAUUUUGCUUUCAGACUUCAAUGGCUGGAUCGAAACAUGUUUCGGAUGAAAAUGUGAAAGCACCUAAUAUAUUUGAAAGAGCAAAGGAGGAGAUUCAGGCAGUGAUUCACACUACUGGAAAAUUGCAUCUUCAUCAUAAGGAAACUCAUGGGAGCAGCGAUAUUGACGAAAAUACUCCACUAGAUGCUGUCAGAGCUCCUAAUGUUUUUGAGAGAGCAAAGGAAGAGAUUGAAGCUUUGAUACAAACCAUCCACACCCAUAAAGAUUCUGAAAAUCAUGAGAAAAGAGAUCAAUCGGUGAAGUUGGAGGCAGAGAAUGAUGGUGUCAAGCCAUCAGUAAGUUUAAUCGAAAGAGCCAAGGAAGAGAUUGAAACAAUCAUUCAUCAUGACAAGACACCUCAUCAUUACAAAGAAACUUAUGGAAGGAAUGAUGAUAUUGAGGAGACUCCAAUUGAUGAAAUCAAAGGUCCAGGUAUGUUCCAACGAGCUAAAGAGGAAAUUGAAGCAAUUGUGGAAGCCAUCCAUCCUAAGAAGGAAACCAGUGGUUUUGAUUCUUCUUCACCUUUGAGAAAGGAAGAAGAUGGUGGAUUGGGAGCAUCAAUUGGAAGAGGGUUGGAGAAAGUAUGUUCACCAGAUAAAGAAGGUGGACUUGGAGCUUCUAUUGGAAAAGGGCUAGAAAAGGUUUGCUCCCCAUGGGGCUCUAAGAAAGAUUAGGAACAAACUCUUUGUAUCGCAGCGAGUUCUUGCUUGCCUGUUAAUUGUCUUUGAACCCAAUGCUGGUUUUCAUUUGUUCAUUUUCUGAUUAAUACAAUUUGGCUUGGAGGUUGGAUGUGAAA